Chinchilla lanigera (long-tailed chinchilla) is the source of this 1740-nucleotide messenger RNA. RefSeq names its product mitochondrial chaperone BCS1 (gene Bcs1l). The transcript is spliced from 9 exons. The coding region runs from base 423 to 1679 and encodes 418 amino acids. Gene Ontology annotation, cellular component: mitochondrial inner membrane. The record is from RefSeq and is a predicted model, not a curated record. Gene Ontology annotation, molecular function: ATP hydrolysis activity; ATP binding. Gene Ontology annotation, biological process: mitochondrial respiratory chain complex III assembly; protein insertion into mitochondrial inner membrane from matrix. NCBI's taxonomy places the organism in Eukaryota, Metazoa, Chordata, Mammalia, Rodentia, Chinchillidae.
GGGUGGGGUGACUGAGUACUCCACGUUCUGGGAAGCGUGAGCUACUGUAUAGAGGGGGUUCGGAAAGGCCUUCUGGGUGUCUGGCAAGGACUGGGGAAGAGAAGAGCUUUGUCUGUACCCUGCGAUGCAUAGGUGUUAUGGAAUUUUGGAUCCCAGGUCUCUAAACCUCAGCCGAGGUCACUGCUGUCAAUUCACUGCUCUUCGUGCCAGGCGCCGGGCGGAAUGGCGCGGACAUCCUGAGCUCUGACUGAGGACUGUACUAAGGUACACAGUCACACUGUACGGUAAGCACACAGCAGCAGAACUGUGACGAUAUCCAGCAGAGACAUGAGCUACUUCUGGGAUUUGUUUACAUCUGAAUGUUUCUUAUGAGGUUUUGAUAAUGCCACACAGCCUGUAAGCUUUGGUGUUUCCCUUUCAAGAUGCCACUUUCAGACUUUGUUCUAGCCCUGAAGGACAAUCCCUACUUUGGGGCUGGAUUUGGGCUAGUAGGUGUGGGCACAGCCUUAGCCCUGGCCCGGAAGGGCGCCCAACUGGGACUGGUGGCAUUUCGGCGGCAUUACAUGAUUACACUGGAAGUGCCUGCUCGAGACAGGAGCUAUGGUUGGUUGCUCAGCUGGCUCACCCGACACAGUUCCCGUACUCAGCACCUCAGUGUUGAGACUUCAUACCUUCAGCAUGAGAGUGGCCGCAUCUCCACCAAGUUUGAGUUUGUUCCCAGCCCUGGGAACCACUUCAUCUGGUAUCGGGGGAAGUGGAUCCGGGUAGAACGAAGCCGAGAGAUGCAGAUGAUAGACCUGCAGACGGGUACUCCUUGGGAAUCUGUCACCUUCACAGCCCUCGGCACUGACCGCAAGAUUUUCUUCAGCAUCCUGGAGGAAGCUCGAGAGCUAGCCUUGCAACAGGAGGAAGGGAAGACGGUAAUGUACACAGCUGUGGGCUCCGAAUGGCGCCCCUUUGGCUAUCCACGCCGCCGGCGGCCCCUGAGUUCUGUGGUUCUACAGCAGGGUCUGGCUGAUCGAAUUGUCAGAGACAUCCGAGAGUUCAUUGAUAACCCUAAAUGGUACACUGACAGAGGGAUUCCCUACAGACGUGGCUAUCUGCUUUAUGGGCCCCCUGGUUGUGGAAAGAGCAGUUUUAUCACAGCCCUGGCUGGAGAACUGGAACACAGCAUCUGCCUGCUGAGUCUCACAGACUCCAGCCUGUCCGAUGACCGGCUCAAUCACCUACUGAGUGUGGCCCCACAGCAGAGUCUGGUGCUCCUGGAAGAUGUGGAUGCUGCUUUUCUCAGCCGAGACUUGGCUGCAGAGAACCCUGUGAAGUACCAAGGUCUAGGUCGUCUCACCUUCAGUGGGCUGCUUAAUGCUUUGGAUGGCGUGGCUUCUACCGAGGCACGCAUUGUGUUUAUGACCACGAACCACGUGGACAGGCUGGACCCUGCCCUGAUACGCCCUGGGCGAGUAGAUAUGAAGGAGUAUGUGGGCUACUGCUCACACUGGCAGCUGGUGCAGAUGUUCCAGAGGUUCUAUCCAGAGCAAGCGCCUUCCUUGGCUGAGACUUUUGCAGAACAUGUCCUUCAAGCUACAACCCAGAUUAGUCCUGCCCAGGUACAGGGCUACUUCAUGCUAUAUAAAAAUGACCCUGCAGGGGCAAUUCAUAAUGCUGAGUUUCUGAGGUGACUGACCAGGCGAUUUACUCAGCUCCCCUUUCUGAAGAAAUCAAUAAAUACUUGCCACUCUG